AUGGCAGACGGUACAUCAUCACAAACGACCAGAAGACGAACCAGGGGAGGUCAAGAUGCGAAGUUAGCUCGUAAUUUAGCAGCAGUUCAAGCGUUAAAUUCUUCUUCUUCGCGAUAUACAACAGCUGGACGAAGAAAACCAUCAAAAAGUGGUUCAUCAUCACCUUCAAGACUUAAAUUUUUACUUUCUAUACUGUUGGUCACAACAUUACUGCUGGUGAUCCUGCAAACGUUCAGACAUAUUCGUUCGCGGUCAGCAACUUCUACUUCUUCGUUUCAAUCUCGACUAAAACGAGCUCAAGCAGCAUUACAAUCAAAGCAAAAUGCUGGAAUACUAGAAGAAUCUCUUGGCGGCUGGAAAGAUAGGAUUGCAAAUGCUGCUUCUGCCGUAUUGGAUGAUUCUUCAGCAAAAGAUCCAAUCGGAAGCGCAGCGGCGAUUGCGUCUCAACGUGAUGAUCGAACGCAAGAAAGCGGAGAAAAAUCAUUGAAUUGGAAAGCAUAUAUGGCUGGAAUGAAAGCGCACUUUGAUGAUGAAUUAUCUAAAGUUCAACAACAAAAGAAAUCUCCGGAAGAUCUUGUAAGAGACACACGUCGAAAAGUUGAAGCAAAAUAUGCAGCAGGUUCAGGUGGUGGUGGAAUGGCGGUCGUCCCCGGUGAAGGCGUUCGUGAUCACGAAUCCCCGAUCCCGUUCGACGAACAAGAUCUUCCGGCUGUUGAGGGAAAGUCUGAUCAAGAAGCAAAGCAAGAUCGAAAGAUCGCACUAGAGGACAUCGAUCAAGAAACGCUCAAAGCAAUGUUUGAUGCACUGUAUGGCAGAGGAUGA
This is a messenger RNA of Meira miltonrushii, 822 nucleotides long. RefSeq lists its product as uncharacterized. NCBI's taxonomy places the organism in Eukaryota, Fungi, Basidiomycota, Exobasidiomycetes, Exobasidiales, Brachybasidiaceae. Bases 1 to 822 code for a protein of 273 amino acids. The record is from RefSeq and is a predicted model, not a curated record. The transcript has a single exon.